This is a messenger RNA of Pelagomonas calceolata, 2153 nucleotides long. The record is from the annotation of a GenBank genome assembly. NCBI's taxonomy places the organism in Eukaryota, Pelagophyceae, Pelagomonadales, Pelagomonadaceae.
GUUCGCGGUGCUGACGACGCGCCGCCACGGCGGCCCGGCCGAUGCCGAGGUCCCCGUCGGCGGGAAGGUUCUUUGCGAGUACACCAUACCCACCGGUACGCCGUCGCCGCGACCCGCAAGCUCACGGCCUCACGGCCUGCCGCCAUUUCCCCCUCAACGGAUAAGGGCAGCGCCGAGAGCGGCGCCCUCGCAAAUACGAAGCAGCGCUGUGGCCAGGGCGCCGGGGCAGCAAGAGGCAAACCUCCACGACUCUCCGGAGACGCCAGGACGCGCCCGGCGCACGAAGAAGCUGCCAGGAGCCGCGCUAGGCAGGCGGCCACUACCAAAGGCAGCGGUGCCGCAGCGGUGCCGGCGAGGCUGCCCCGCGCACACAAGAUGGACGACGAGCUCCCCCCCCUCGCCCGCGACAGCGCAUCACCGCCGCGGCGCCUCAUGCACGCGCCCGAUUUGGGACCGGCCCCCAGCGUCCCAGACGUCGACGCGAACAUCGGCCGAAAGGAUUUGAGGUACGACGCCCUCGUCGAGGCCGUCCGGCGCCAGAACUGGGCCUGCGCGAAGCGCAAGAAGCGCAAAGCUUUACCGGUCAAGCGGAGCACGGAGGACGUCGAGAGCCAGUCGACGGCCUUUUCUACCAGUACUGGUAUACAGAUAGCCCAGAUAAAGAAGUGCUGCGAGUUCAUUGACCAGACCUUUGGCGACGGCGACGGCGAGAUCUCCUUGCCGGAGCUCGAGGCGGCUUUUCGACGAAUGAGGAGGGAACGGGCGGCGGUUCGGCUGCGGGAGCGCGGCAGAGCUCUCGGCCGACGCCUAGCUGUUUUGUUAAGAAGAAGGGGCCACGACUGCGUGUCCUUCGUGAAGUGCGUCGAUGCUGGUUCGAAGGAUGGGAAACUCACACCGGUCGAGUUGGAAAGAGGUAUCAAGAAGUACGUCGACGAGGACAAGCAGAUGGUCUCGUCGGGCGCGCUCGGUGCGGCUGGAAGUGCGGAUCUUGGGUUGGACUCGACGUCGCGCGCGGUCAUCGCCCAACACAGAAGGGAGAUGCGCGACCGUAUCAAAGAUGACGCCGCCGCGUUGAUAGCUUUAGAACAGUCCGCUGUUCUAGAUGACUCCUUCGGCGUGUCCGACGCCACGACGCAAAACCUCAAAGGGAAAAUAACGUUCUCGGGCCAGGACAUCACCGACUUGAUUCGCUUCUUAGACCCGAACGCCGACGGCGACGUCUCCGCGACGGAACUCCAAGCAGGCUUGGACCUGGCCAAAGCGCCGCCCCCGCAACAGAGUUUUUGUGACGACUCCUUCGUCCUGAUGAACAAGUUCGAAGCGUCGAUGAAGAAAAAAGCACAAACUGUGGUUAGAUUGUUCCACGAGAUCGACGCCGACCGCAGCGGCAAGCUCGAUAUUAGGGAGCUCGGGGUGGCCUUAGAUGCGCUCGCGGGGCCUUCUGCCCGAGAGCGGGCGCUGAAAAAGCUCGCUGAAAAGCGGGAGCGCCAGGAGCGCGAGCGCCAGCGGAAGGAGGAAGCCGAUCGACUUGCGAGAGAAGCGCGGAAGGCCAAGGCCGAGGCCGCCGGCGCGCCUCGAGUGUUGGGUCGCAUCGACGCGAUUCUCAAACAAAAGGACCUCAGAAUCAUCGACCUGUUCAGCGCGUCGGGCUUCGACACGUCCGGGGACGGGUUGCUGAGCGCCGAGGAGAUGCGGGGCGCGCUCGCGAAGGCGGGGUUGAAGCUGAAUCGCAUCGAAGCGCGGGCGCUGAUCGAGUACUUGGAUGAUGACAAUUCCGGCGAGAUCGACGCGAAAGAACUCGAGAACGCCCUCCGCCAGUGGCGCCGCGACUUCAGCGAGGAGCACGCCCACCCGAAGCCCCACGAGAUGUCCAAAAAUCAUGCCCUGAUGGCCGCGAAAGCGGCAAGAGCCCGCCUGCACGAGAAGUCGCUGCGCGAGCCCGCCGACGGCUUCGACCCCAUCGCUUUAUGUUUCAGCUACGACUGGCUGCCGACGCUGGACACGUUUCUGGCGAAGCGGACAGGUCCCCAGGACGGCCACGCGCGGCGCGCCGUCGCGCGGGAGGCGCUCCGCAUCAAGCGCGAGCGGCGCGCGGCGGCGCUGGAGGCGAGCGUGACCGGUGGUGGCGGCGCGGGAUAAGGUGUUUUCUUUAU